UCGCAGCAGCAGCCCUGGUCCAUCGCGCGCAGAGAAGAAAUCGCGAGAUGAGGCUUGGACUUCUCGUGCUCCUCAGCCUCGCGCUUUGCGCCGCACAGACGUCUGACAAUGAGACCGACCCCUACUUUCCAGCUCCUUAUUUUGACGAAGGAGAAAACUUGAGUAGCGAGAACUGUGGAAACGAAAAAACUCUGAAACAAUCGGCCGUUUUUGUUACAAACAUACACACUAACUUUAGUUGCUUUGGAUACAUAGUUAUUUCUCAAAGGAAUUUUCUUGGAAGAGGUUAUUGCCCCCUUUUGUAUGGAAGUGAUACAACUGAUCUACGGGUGUUUCCGCAAAACUGUUAUGGCCGCGAAACAGAAGAAGAAUGCAUCAGAAAUUCCGUCAAAGUGCUGGAUAUAAUCGAAAUUGCCAUAAAUCCGACAGCAACUAGAAAAGUCAAGAUUUUGAAAACUGAGAAAAUGCCGAGUGAGUUCGUAACUCCCAUUUGCUUGUUUAACCGUGACAACGUACUGGACUUGCUACUUCAAAGAGAAUCGACCUACUUUGAAUGGAGACCAUAUAACGGUGCUCUAUCUGGCAAAAAAAAUGUGACGGGUCAAAGCAACUGUACCAGGAUUCUAGACAGUACUCCAUUUGAAUCUUUGAAAAGAAGAAACAUUCCCAUCCAGAAUAUUCUGUGUGUAGAGAAAACUGAUAUUUAUUUUGAUUAUCUGAUCAAUUUCUACAGAGGACGCUAUUUCUUGAGAGGUUUCAAAUUUGUUUGGAACUCUUACAUUGAUAUAUUGCCACACAUUGACGAGAUCGCAAGGAAAACAAAAGAUAUUUCUGCUCUACGCCCGAUCCCACCAACAAAACAAUUGAGAGGAUUCAAUGGACGAGACAACCUCAGUUUCUCAAACUGUGGAAGGAAACCGACGUCAACGAGAAGGAAACGCGGAAAUGACGAAUCUUCUGAAGAUUUGCAACCGACUAGACAUAUUUUCGGCGGAAACAAAGCUCAGACUGGAAAUCAACCAUGGCAUGCUUAUAUUGAUAAUUAUGUGACUGGAGGAAAAUGUGGCGGGACACUGAUUUCGCCGACAGCAGUUUUGACCGCUGCACAUUGCAUUUAUGGAUCAGAAGCUGAAGAUUUCAUAGUUUCUCUUGGGAUGUAUGAUAAAAGACUAAGAUCAGCUCCCGGUGUUCAGAGAAGAUUGCUUCGCAGUCUGAUCACGCACCCGAAAUAUGACCCUAAGGAGUUCAACAGUGACGUCGGACUCGUGAUUUUGAGUGAAAAAAUUGAAAUAACCAACCAAGUCCGACCGAUUUGCUUGUGGAACGAAGACUCUAACUUGGCUCGCCUGGCUGAAACUAAAGCUAUGGCGGUUGGAUUUGGUCUUGUCGACAACCACACGCGUACAAAUGAACUGCAAGAGGCUCGACUUCCGAUUAGAGAUCACAAAGAGUGCUACUUGUCAAGCAGGAGGUUUUUUGCGAAAUAUUUGGUGCCGGGUGACAAUUUUUGCGCCGGCUACACGAACGGAACGACCACCUGCAACGGGGACAGCGGAGGCAGCCUCUCAGUGGAAAAAGACGGCCGUUGGUUCAUCAGGGGAAUUGUCAGCUUUGGAAUUGAGAAAAAGGUGAUGUUUGAGGGCGAAGAAAGAUCGUUCUGUCGCCCGAAUCAAUAUACAUUGUUCGCUGACGUCGCAAGUUACAUGGACUGGAUUGUGGAAAACACGCCGGACAUUUCAUUCCGAAAUUAAAUGUGGGCUUUUGAAACAAAACGAAAUUUGAAGUUUUCAAUAUAGGAAAUAAUGCUAAACAGCAUAAUUUCUUAACAAUAUAUUUUUCUAUGGGGUUUUAGUUUGCAAUAUGAGUUUUUGAUUUCUCGGCUUUUAAUAGAAAAACCAAUAAAAAUGACAUUAUUUUAGCUCACUCUAUACGUUGUGUUUCAG
This is a messenger RNA of Cloeon dipterum, 1943 nucleotides long. RefSeq lists its product as uncharacterized. Gene Ontology annotation, biological process: proteolysis. NCBI's taxonomy places the organism in Eukaryota, Metazoa, Arthropoda, Insecta, Ephemeroptera, Baetidae. The transcript has 12 exons. Gene Ontology annotation, molecular function: serine-type endopeptidase activity. Bases 48 to 1751 code for a protein of 567 amino acids. The record is from RefSeq and is a predicted model, not a curated record.